AUGCUGUCUACUUUGAUUGACAAGAAAAAUAAAUACCUACCUAUCAUCGUCAUUCUCAUCUUGGUCCAUGAAGUAUCAGCUAGCUGCCACUACGAUUCCCACACUGGUCGGACCAUUUGCGAGGGACUCUCAUAUGGCAUCCGUCUAUCUAUCGCAGCAGCCAUCUCGAUCUGCGGUGCCAUCCUUCUCACUGGUCUCUCAUAUCUCUUCCGACGUAUAUAUCGGUCCAGGCAGACCCAGAGCGUCUCUGCCCGCUACCACGGUCAAACCCAACCUCAGACAGCAAUUGCACCUUGUCCCUCGAAUGUGACGCCUAAUGUAUCCUGUGAUCGGCCUGUCUACAACCCACAACCGCUCUACCAUGCCCCACCUCUUUCUGACCCGGUCACGCAAGAACGAGAAACUUACGGCGCUCCCCCGCCCGGGUAUGUGUACGCAAACGAACCACAAUCCAGGACUGAACUCAUUUCUGGUGCACCCCUAAGUCAAAAAUACACUCCUCCCGCCGACCCUCCUCUAGAACCACAUCCCUAUGCGACUUCUUCUCACUCUCUAGCCCCGCAUCCCUACUCGGCUGCUGCUCAACGCUCUCUCUACACACAUCCAUAUGCGGCUUCUUCUCGUCAAAAUUGA
Melampsora larici-populina 98AG31 is the source of this 633-nucleotide messenger RNA. RefSeq lists its product as uncharacterized. The record is from RefSeq and is a predicted model, not a curated record. The transcript is spliced from 3 exons. Lineage: Eukaryota; Fungi; Basidiomycota; Pucciniomycetes; Pucciniales; Melampsoraceae. Bases 1 to 633 code for a protein of 210 amino acids.